CUAAGGCAUGACAGUUUAGUACACUUCUUUCCCCCGAACGUUCAACCUUUCCCAAGGUCACAACUUGCUAGCAGCUCAGAUCUUUACUAAAGCACCAACCCGUUAAUUUGUCACUUACCAUCCAAUUCAACAUGGCAACCCGAUGGGGACUCUGCGGUGCGGGGAAGAUCAGCCAUGACUUCAGCGUGGCCAUGAAGACUCUGCCUCCUGGAGAUCACCAGAUAGCAGUCAUUGCAUCGAGGAGCUUGGAGCGUUCCAAAGAGUUUGCCAAGAAGCAUGGUAUUCCUAAGGCUUAUGGAAGCUAUGAGGAGCUGGCCAACGACCCAGACAUUGACAUUGUGUACCUGGGAGUGCUGCACACAGAGCACUGGCGAGUUGGUCUGCUGUUCCUUAAGGCUGGGAAGAAUGUGUUGUGUGAGAAACCCUUCGCUAUGAACUCCAGACAGGUGAAAGAUCUUGUUGCCACAGCCAAGAAAAACAAUGUCUUCCUGAUGGAGGCCAUCUGGUCCCGCUGUUUCCCCGUGCAUGCUGAGGUGCGCAGGCUGCUCUCAGAGGAAGCAGUAGGGAAGCUGAAGCUGGUAAAGGCCUACUUUGGCUCGCCUCAGCUCCACAUCCCCCGCUCGGUGGAGAAGGAGCUGGGCGGUGGCGCACUGCUGGAUAUUGGAGUGUACUGCCUGCAGUUUGUGCUGAUGGUGUUCAAUGGAGAGAGGCCAGAGUCCAUCCAGGCCACAGGGGUGCUGCUAGACUCAGGAGUGGAUGAGUCAGUGGUUGUGGUGAUGAAGUUCUCCAGGAACAGAAUGGCCUUCUGCGCCUUUUCAAUUGCUGCUCGACUUCCGAACGAUGCUGUCGUCUGCGGCACCAAGGGCUCCAUUACAGUUCUCGGCCCCAUGCACUGCCCCACCACACUCCUGGUGAACGACAAGGAGACGGAGUACCCUCUGCCUGAACCCAGCCUGCCUCUGAAUUUCACCAACAGUACCGGGCUUCGCUAUGAGGCAGAGGAAGUGCGGCAGUGCCUGCUUAAAGGACUUAAGGAGAGCCCACGGAUGCCUCUGGCAGACUCUGUCUUACUGACAGAGCUCAUGGAUGAAAUCAGGAAACAGGUGGGAGUUGCCUUCAGCCAGGACAGCCAGUGACAUCACUCCAAAGCUGGGGCUGUUUCACCUGACCUAAACCUACUCGGAUGGAACAGAGGGAGCUGCUCGCGGCAGGCUUUGGAUAUUUGGUAUAAGCAGAUCACUCAUGGCACUGUGUGACAAAGCCUGAGCAGACGCAGUGACACUAAGGCAACUGUGACUCGGAUAACAGAGUGAGCUGCAGCUGAAUUAAAGAUACAAAAUUUUAAUCUUGGCCACAUUUAUAACUGUUUAUUUUUCUGAUACGUUUCUUUGCACCUUAUACACCUAUUAGGACUCCAAACAUUGCCAUUGCACCCCAGAGUCACCAUGUAAACACCUUGUAGGUCCUUAAAAUACAAAAUAUUAUAUAUUAUAUUAUAUAUAUAUAUAAACACUGUCAAUUAAAAAAGUUGAACACAUUAUUUUAAACCAGAUAAGUCACAAUGUAAACAAAUAGAGCGACCAUGUUGUGUGUAACCAUUCUGUUAUCAAGUCCUAGACUAACCCAGCUGUCACUGUGAGGUGUGUGAUUGAUGAA
Morone saxatilis (striped sea-bass) is the source of this 1656-nucleotide messenger RNA. It is a transcript of the gene dhdh.1, whose product is annotated as dihydrodiol dehydrogenase, tandem duplicate 1. NCBI's taxonomy places the organism in Eukaryota, Metazoa, Chordata, Actinopteri, Moronidae. The record is from RefSeq and is a predicted model, not a curated record. Gene Ontology annotation, molecular function: nucleotide binding. The transcript is spliced from 7 exons. The coding region runs from base 132 to 1136 and encodes 334 amino acids.